AGCCUUAAGCAGCAGUAACGUUCCUCGUUACCAUAGAAAGGAAAAGAGAGAGAAUGAUUUUGAAUUUAAAAGACAAGACAACCUGGAUGCAGUUUCCACGCGUUGUCUUGUCUUGUGUUCCUUCUUCUUCAAACCCCUUUUGCUUCCUUCACUCAUCUCAAUGAUUCCCAAUUGCACUUUGAAAGAUCACUUCUUUUCAAUCACAAAGGGGUGUUGAAUUGAAUUGGAUUGAUGUGCAAUGCAGAGAUCACGUAAGGCUCUUCUUGAAAGAAGAGCUACGGAGAAGGCUACAAGUGGGAGAAACUAUCUGUAUAAGGUUUCUCUGUCAUUGGUUUUUGUUUUGUGGGGCCUAGUCUUCCUCUUCAGCUUAUGGAUAAGCCACAGCCAUGAUGGAUCUGGAGAAGUUCCAGUUGGUAUCUCAAAUUGGAAUGAAGAUGAGCACAAACAAUAUCAAAACUCUGAUUCGGCUCGUGAAUAUUUGACUAAAGAGGCUGAUGCCUACAUUACUUCUGGGACUUUUUGCUCUAAUGGUGCCAAAACUGAUGGUUUUAUUGGUGAGUCACUUUCCAAUGGAGAAAGCAUAAACUAUCUUGAACAUGGUGAUAAAGAAAAUUUCAUUUCUCCUAAUAUGGAGGAACAUGAAAUUAAGAGAUCUGAAUCUGUUCUGAAGCAUGAAAAUGAUGUGCAAAAAUAUAAUCGUUUUUCUCAGGCAAUGCCUCUAGGUCUUGAUGAAUUCAAGAGCAAGGCUAUUGGUUCCAAAAUUAAAUCAGGAGCUAGUCCAUCUGGAAGUGUUAUACAUAGAUUAGAGCCUGGUGGUGCAGAAUACAAUUAUGCUUCAGCAUCAAAGGGGGCAAAAGUGUUAGCUUCUAACAAAGAAGCAAAAGGUGCCUCUAAUAUUCUAGGCAGAAACAAAGACAAAUAUCUUCUAAAUCCAUGUUCUUCAGAAGAGAAAUUUGUCAUUAUAGAACUUUCAGAAGAAACCUUGGUAAAAACAAUAGCAAUAGCUAAUUUUGAGCACCAUUCUUCCAAUUUAAAAGAUAUUGAAUUGCAUGGCAGUUUGGUCUAUCCAACAGAUGCUUGGGUCUUCCUUGGAAAUUUUACUGCCUCUAAUGUGAAGCAGGCUCAUCGGUUUGUUCUUCAGGAGCCAAAAUGGGUGAGAUAUCUAAAGUUGAAUCUUCAAAGCCACUAUGGUUCAGAAUUUUAUUGCACAUUGAGCACAGUUGAAGUUUAUGGGGUCGAUGCCAUUGAGAGAAUGCUGGAGGAUUUGAUAUAUGCUCAAGAUAAGCCAUUCACAUCUGGGGAAGGCAACGGUGACAAGCGGGCAGCAUCACUCUAUCCUAACUCUGCCGAGGCUGAUGAUGUUCAGCAAAAUACUUUUGAAGGGAGCAAUUCUGACCCUUCUUCAGAAAUCUCUUCUACAUACCAAGAGGCUGUAAAUGUAAAUAGAAAUGUUCCUGAUCCAGUUGAUGAAAUCCGUCAACAAGUAGGCAGGAUGCCGGGGGAUACCGUUCUCAAGAUUCUGAUGCAGAAAGUUCGUUAUCUCGACUUAAAUUUAUCUGUUUUGGAGCAGUAUAUGGAGGACUUGAAUUCUAGAUAUGUCAAUAUUUUCAAAGCGUACAGCAAAGAAAUAGGAGAAAAAGAUAUACUUCUACAGAAGAUCAAAGAAGACAUCCAGAGUUUCCUCGACCGACAGGAUGUUAUAAUAAAAGAUGUUAGUGAUCUUGAUUCUUGGAAGUCCCAUUUUUCCGCGCAACUGGAUCAUGUACUAAGGGACAACGCUGUUUUAAGGUCUGAGGUUGAAAAGAUCCGGGAAAAUCAAGUAUCUUUGGAGAACAAAGGUGUAGUUGUGUUUAUUGUGUGUGUUAUUUUUUCAUUGCUUGCUAUAUUACGGCUAUCUUUGGAUGUAUUUAUGAGGAUAUGUGGAGUACUAAUUUUUGAUAAAACAAAUAACUCUGGGAAAUUUUGCAAAGGUUGCUCUUCCUGGUUUCUAUUGUUGAGUUGUAAUAUUGUUAUCAUCAUAUUGACUUUAUGA
Molecule: messenger RNA, 2032 nt
Organism: Abrus precatorius (Indian licorice)
Lineage: Eukaryota; Viridiplantae; Streptophyta; Magnoliopsida; Fabales; Fabaceae
Product: SUN domain-containing protein 4-like
Exons: 5
Coding region: 239-2032 (597 amino acids)
Biological process (GO): protein folding in endoplasmic reticulum
Cellular component (GO): cytoplasm; membrane
Source: RefSeq, a predicted model, not a curated record